AUGCGUUACACUGAGCUACUUGCCCUCGCCAUGGGCAACCUGGCAGCUGCCCAGUUUUCCACCACUCAGUUCACCAACUCGUCUACCAUCGCCACCAACACUGAGCCGGCGACUGACACUGCCACCUCGGCCAGCAGCACCAGCACCAGCACCAGCGAGCCUAGCCACCCUGGCACUGUCGGGAACUUCAGGUUCUAUGGCUGUGUCGCUUCUGACGACGGCUUCCCGACGUUCGUCCUGGCUGCCGACACUGAGGACAACACUCUCGAGUCUUGCGCCGCUGCUUGUGAGGGUUCCAACUUCUUUGGUGCCUACGACAACACUUGCUAUUGCGGUGUCGUCCUCAGCGAGGCUACCUCUGACAUCCUGAGCCCCGACUCUUGCGACAUCCGCUGCCCUGGCGAUGAGAGCGAGUCUUGCGGUGGCAUCCGGUCUUCCUCUCGUCUCCGCCGCCGCCAGAGCGUCGACAUCUCUGUUCUCCUCAGCAUCUACAUCUCGGUCAACUUCAACCCCGAUGGCACCACCGACACCGUUACCAACACCGUGACUGCCGUCGAGACCGAGACCCUGCCGCCUGUUACCACCACCGCCACUGUCACCACGGUCGUUGACGGCACCACCACCGUCACUACCGCUACCACAGUCAUCGCCGUUGUCCCCACUGAUAUCGUGAUCAUUUGCUACGGCAACUACUGUGCUCCUCAGGUUCACUGCCCUACUUGCACCAAGUGGCAGAUUGUCUGUGAGGAUGGACACUGUGCUCCCCGGGAGUGCCACGACAACAACUGGGACAAGCUUGUCAUCUGCGAGUCUGGUCUCUGCCACUACGCCGAUUGGAAGGAUGAGGAGUGCAACCAGCGCAUCGUCUGCUACGGAUCUGACUGCACCUGGGACCGAACUCCCCACAAGGACUACCAGAAGAAGUUCAUCCGUUAUGAGGACGACUGGUGCUUCCAUGAGGAGUGUACCGAUGAUUGCUGGACAUACAAUGUCUGCACAGAGAACUGUGUCGUCGUGCCCCCUCCUAAGAAGACCCCUAUCACUCCUCCCAAGCCUUGCCUUCCCGGAGACAAGGUUAUCCUUCCUCCUCCUGUCAAGGUCACUCCUCCUUGCAAGGGUGAUCACUGCCAGCCUCCCGUGGUUAUUCAGCCUCCAGUUGAUUGCACCGGCGAUAAGUGUGUUCCCGUCAAGCCCGAGCCCAAGCCGUCCAAGCCAGUUUCUCCUCCGGUUUCCCCUCCCGUCCAGCCCCCUUCAAAGCCCGAGACCCCCGAGACUCCCGGAAAGCCAGAGACUCCCGGAAAGCCGGAGACUCCUGUGACUCCCGAGACUCCUGUGACUCCCGAGACUCCUGGAAAGCCAGAGACUCCCGGAAAGCCUGAAACUCCCUCGACUCCCGAGACACCAUCCAAGCCCGAAACCCCCUCGACUCCUGAGAACCCCGAGGUCCCUGUUGUGACCGCUGGCGCCUCUGCCAUGCUCCCUGCCUCCGGCCUGGCCUUUGCCAUCGCUGGUGUCGCUUUCCUCCUGUAA
This is a messenger RNA of Fusarium falciforme, 1530 nucleotides long. Its product is annotated as WSC domain-containing protein. The record is from RefSeq and is a predicted model, not a curated record. The transcript is spliced from 2 exons. Bases 1 to 1530 code for a protein of 509 amino acids. NCBI's taxonomy places the organism in Eukaryota, Fungi, Ascomycota, Sordariomycetes, Hypocreales, Nectriaceae.